Salvia splendens (bonfire salvia) is the source of this 2350-nucleotide messenger RNA. Its product is annotated as la-related protein 1B. Gene Ontology annotation, molecular function: RNA binding. NCBI's taxonomy places the organism in Eukaryota, Viridiplantae, Streptophyta, Magnoliopsida, Lamiales, Lamiaceae. The transcript has 6 exons. The record is from RefSeq and is a predicted model, not a curated record. Bases 402 to 1880 code for a protein of 492 amino acids.
AAGCUACUGAGAGAGAGAGAGAGAGAGAGUCGAGGGUUGUUUCUCUGUAGAACAAGAAAAAAAAAGGAAACUGCAGUGACGAGAAAAAUCUCUCCGUCUCCGCUCUUUCCUUCGAUUCUGAUCGAUUUUUGGAAUGUUCGUUGAUUGAUUCGAUUGGAUUCGAUUCAAUUUUUUUUCUUUCUCAUUUCUAUUCCUUCGAUUUUUUUUUUCUCUUUUGGUUUCAUUGAUCGGCUUUAAUCCAAGUGAUGUCUUGAGUUUUGAUCCACUGAAAUUUCGCUAACCCAAUCAAGUAUUGGAAUCAGAUUCCAAAAGCUACUACUAAUUCUUCGAAUUUGCUGAGUUGUUGAAUUGGGGAGUACCAAAACCCUCAUUUGGCGGAGGAAGAAAACCCUAAUUUUGGGAUGUCGACGGCCUUUGACGCUUCCUCCGAUCCUAUCCAAGCUCAAAAUUCUCCCAGAGGCCGCCAAUCAAGGAGGUCGUCGGUGGCGCGUGGCGUGCCUUCCCCCUCCGCCUCUCCCCCGUCUAUGCCGAUUUCGGGAAUCGUUGAUCAGGAACACUUUUUGACUUCCUCUUCUUCAACGUCUUCGGAUUCCUUACCUGUCAAAGAAGUCAACACGGUGGUGGAUGAUGGUUUUGCCACGGCGGCGGGUGAAGAUUUUCAGCUGGAAAAUGGGGAGACCGGAAAGAAGCCAGUGUGGAACAAGCCAUCCAAUGGGGCAGCUGCCAAGGCGGUGGGUGCUGUAAUGGGUGCUGAGUUGUGGCCAGCUCUGUCCGAGUCUGCUCGUGCAUCCCCUAAAUCUCCUACAUAUUCUCUCAAGCCUCUCUCUCAUGGAUCAGUCAGUAUCUCACAGGAGGAUUUGACUGGAGGAUCUCUGUCUUCACCAAAAGAAGUUGGUAGUAGUAUCUCGAGUCCAAAAUCAGUUUCGAACCAUGUUAUCCCCUCUCGCCCCAAGCGAGAGUCAGCUAAGCAUAGCAGUGGCAGCUCUAGUCCGCACAUGCCAUCUACGGACAAUAUUUCUCAAGCUCCUCUUCCACAACAUGGUUCAGCGGUUGAUGCUCUGACUCAUAGUACAGGUAAACUUUCAGUCGGAGAACCUUCUAGGGAUAACAACACAAAAAAUAAGGACAAUGGACAAAGAGGUGGAUCUUAUAGUGCGAAUGAGACACAACCACAACAACGUACUUAUAGAAGGAAUAAUAGUGGGCCACUUACUCGAGGUGAUGGUUCUUAUCACCAUGGAGGACGACGCGAUCAAGAACGUGGUGGAAAACAAGAUUGGGGUCAUCGAAGUUUUAACCAUAGAGAAAGUCAUGGAUCCCAACAGCGAACGGGCUCUAGGCCUUUUCUACGUGGACCAGCUCCUAACACGCCUUUUGUUCCCCCACCUCCGGUUGCUGUACGACCUUUUGUUGCACCUGUGGUUUAUACCGAAAUGCCAUCUCCUGUAUUUUAUGUCCCUGGACCUCAUCCAGAUUCACUUACGCCUAUGUCUAUGGUUCCAAUGCCAUCCAUGUUUUUCCCCAUGCCUGAUCCUCACUUGCCUACCAAGAUAGUGAAUCAGAUUGAUUAUUAUUUUAGUAACGAGAACUUGGUAAAAGACACAUUCUUGCGUCAGAAUAUGGAUGGCGAGGGAUGGGUUCCUAUUAAGUUAAUAGCAGGCUUCAAGAAAGUCAUGCAGCUGACAGACAAUAUUCAGCUUAUCUUGGAUGUUAUAAAAUCUUCGAAUGCUGUGGAAGUGCAGGGUGAUAAAGUGAGGCGCAAAGGAGACUGGAUGAAAUGGAUAAUGCCACCCUCUCAAACCACUGUAAUGAGUCCUCAAUCAAUUAACGGAUUCAGUCCGAAUAUGCUUGCAACACUGGAUGAGAAACCAGCCAAAUAGAGAGGCAUAUCCCACGCCUUCUUCUAGAAAUGUGGAAUCACUGGCACAAUCUUUUACGACAGACUAAGCUGUUCAGAUGACGCACACCCCACCCACACUGCUGAACUUUUGUUUUUCUCUCUCGCUCUCUCUAUAUAUAUAUCACUCUCUGUCUCUUCCUUCUUCCGUGAUUUUUUUGGAGAGAACCUGAUGAAAGAUCGACCAGCCGUUUAUGCUGGAUAUUUAUUUACCGGGAGAUAGUUGAUUUUGAUCUUAAUAUAUGUGAUGGGAUGAUUUCUAUAGACAAAUAAAAACAGUAAGCUUGGUGAAGAACAAAGGAGGAUAGAAAAUAAGGAACAGUUUGUUUUAAAAUAUUGGGUUCGACUUUUGUAUGCCAUUGUUCGCUAUUUUGUGGCUGAUGUUUUUUGUUGCGUGAGCGUUUGUGGAUGCUUUAUGGAUAUAAAUUACUACUACUUAUUUCUUUGCGUGAA